GAUUACUUUCAAAUUAGAUAGAGUAUACCUAUCAAUGUUAUUUCUUUCACAUGCUACAGUUUAGAAAGAACGGAACUGAUGGUCUAUUUAUUCUAGAUUGAGGAUAUAUGCCGGACCACAAAAGCAGCUGCUGCUCCUGUUAUUCCUGAUUCUGAAGGCACCGAUACAAAUCCAUUUUCUUUGGAAGCUCUUGCUGUUUUCAUGUUUCGUGUGCUCCAACGGGUCAAUCAUGAUAUCUCCAUUGCCUGGUGAUGUUAAAACUAUCUUAGAUGAGGUGCUUAGCUUAUUCAUUCAUGGAAGAGCGGAGCUAUUAGAAGGUUGGGCACAGUCACAGUGGGAGAAGAGGUUGCGUGAGAUCUUGUUCGGGAAUGCUGAUUAUCUUAAAUCCAUUCAGGUUCCCUUUGAGGUUGCUGUGAAAGAAGUAGUGGAACAGUUAAAGGCUGUGGCAAAAGGUGAUACCAAAACACCUGAUACUGCGAAGCGGAGGUUCGGCAAUAUCAUUUUCGCUGCUGUGACAUUAUCCCAGGCAGAUAUAUUGGGCCUUGUCCAUCAGUUGCGGAGAACGACACUGAUGUCAACAAUUUUCUUAACGGCAUAAAAUUAGAGGAUAACCUGAUGAACGUGCAUGUCACCCUCGCCCACAAAAGAGCCCAUGGUGUAGCUGCAGUUGCAAGUUACAGCGUCUACCUGAACCAGAAAGUCCCCGUAUCGUUUAAUGCAUUCUUCUACAACGACAAGAUGGCUGCGCUCGGAGCACAUCUUGGAAUGGUAAAUGGCGAGGCUAUUGUCUCUAAAAAUGAUUUUCCACAUUGUACUCUAUGGACAGUCGGAGGUGUUGCACCAAAGGAAGCAAACACACUGCCACAGUUGGUUUCCGAAGGAGAAGCAAAGCGGGUGUUGAUCGACUCUCCUAUCACCAUCUCUGGAGUAGUAAACUUUUAUUGAUUCGUCAUCUUGUUUAGAUUAGAUUGAUGCAUAAAUAACGAUAAGAGCAUUGUAAAUGUUAGUUUAAACUUCAUAAAGCUUCGCCCUUGUUCUAAUAAUGGAGCAAUGGAUGCCUCCGUGUGUUGUCCCCGAAUUUCUUACUGGACCAGUUUCAACUGUU
Messenger RNA from Triticum aestivum (bread wheat), 1105 nucleotides. RefSeq names its product tRNA ligase 1. Gene Ontology annotation, molecular function: RNA ligase (ATP) activity. The transcript is spliced from 6 exons. Bases 230 to 598 code for a protein of 122 amino acids. The record is from RefSeq and is a predicted model, not a curated record. Lineage: Eukaryota; Viridiplantae; Streptophyta; Magnoliopsida; Poales; Poaceae. Gene Ontology annotation, biological process: tRNA splicing, via endonucleolytic cleavage and ligation.